Molecule: messenger RNA, 1509 nt
Organism: Anisakis simplex (herring worm)
Lineage: Eukaryota; Metazoa; Nematoda; Chromadorea; Rhabditida; Anisakidae
Source: the annotation of a GenBank genome assembly
AUGUGUCGUUUGUCGGUGGUUGUAUUAUUAAUUGGUAUAGUGGUUGGAUGUGAAGGUCAAGGUGCAGUUCAUAAACGAUUCGAAUACAAACAUAGUUUUCGAUCACCGAAUCUCGCACAAAGAGAUGGAUCUAUCCCGUUUUGGAUGGUAACUGGCAAUGCAAUUGCAUCUGGUGAAAAACUCCGACUGGCGCCCUCAUUGAGGAGCCAGAGAGGUAUUGCAUGGAACAAGAAACCGAUGGUCGAAUCGGAGAAUUUCGAAGUUGAAGUGGCGUUCAAAGUGGUUGGACAAGGUCGUGUUGGUGCCGAUGGCUUAGCUAUUUGGUAUACCGCUCAACAGGGUACUCUUGGACCGGUGUUCGGUUCGAACGAUUAUUGGACAGGUAUGGGCUUAUUCUUUGAUUCGUACGAUAACGACGCUCGGAAAGAUAAUCCUUAUGUUCUUGCGAUGAUGAAUGAUGGAACACGUUCAUAUGAUCAUCAGACCGAUGGUUCACAACAAAUGCUUGCUGGAUGUAAGAAAGACUUCCGUAAUACACCGUAUCCGGUGAGAGUUAAAAUCGAAUAUUUACGUAACGUUCUGACUGUUAUGAUGUCUGAUGGUUCAACCCUAAGGGAACCUCGUUAUGAACUUUGCCUUCGCGCUGAUAACGUCUUUUUGCCAAAGAAUGGCUUCUUCGGUAUAUCGGCUGCUACUGGUGGUCUAGCUGAUGAUCAUGACGUCUCUGAAUUUAGCGUCUUCUCAUUAUUCACUGAUCAGCAGAAACCACCAACUGCAACGUUGCCACAAGAAGAAAAACAAAAAUAUGAUGCUGAAUUCGAGAAGCAGAUGCAAGAAUAUGAAAAAGAGAGACAAAAAUUCAAAGAACAGCAUCCAGAUAAGGUAAAACUUGAUGAAACCGAAGAGGAUAUUGCUAAGUAUUUCGAAGAUGCAACUCAAAAAGAAUUGAGAAUGAUAUACGAAAGUCAAACGGCUAUACACCAAAUAAUGCAACAAAUGGAGCAAAAACUUAACGCAAUCAGUCAACAGCAAAACGUUCACACGUCUAUGCUGCAACAAGGAGCGGUCGCAGGCGGUGCUCAACAACAGGGUGGUGGUGCAGGGCAAGUUGCAGCGGGAGGAGGCUUUCUACAACAUGAGAAGAAUGAAGCAUUACAGACACUUCGCGAUCUCUUCUCGAGUGUGCGUGACAUGAAGAACUAUGUGAAUGAAAUCUUCACACGAACUUAUAAUAUGGAACAAAAAUUGGCAGCUGGAGGAUCAACAGCGCCAACUGGUGCUAUGGUACAAUCUGAUGCAGCAAUAAAGCAAUUCUUAGAAAAUAUUCAAAAUGAUGUCAGACACAUACGGAGCUCACAACUUGCCCAGAGUGGCCAACCAGGUGGCAGUUGUCCGAAUGUGACUUGUCUCACCUCAACGUUCUUUUUGGUCAUUAUAGCUGUUCAGAGUUGUACACUUGUUGGUCUUAUAUGGUUAAAAGCAAGACCCGAUAAGGCGAAGUUCUACUAA